AUGCCUGGGCCUGGUAGUGUACCUGGAUUUCUUCUCAAGUUGUGGAAUCUUGUGGAGGAUCCACAGACAGACUCUGUCAUAUCAUGGGGCCAAACAGGCAAGAGCUUCAUCAUAAAAAAUCCUGUUCUCUUUGCAAACACACUUCUUCCACUCUAUUUCAAACACAACAAUGUUGCAAGCUUUGUGAGACAGCUGAACAUGUAUGGCUUCCACAAAGUGGUUCCUGUUGGGAUGGGGAGUGCACGCUUGGAAAAUAAGGAAAUGGAAUUCACUCAUACAUACUUUGUGAAAGGUGGGCUUCUGCUCCUCAAUCGAAUCAAAAGGAAAAUAUCUCAUAGUCGCACUGAGGAUCCUCUCAAGAUAGAUAUCCUUCCUGCUUUAGAAGAAGUGAAACACAAGCAAGAAGAUAUGGAGUCUCAACUUCAAUCCAUGAAGCAAGAGAAUGAGACCUUAUGGAUGGAGGUGGCUACUCUUCGUCAGAAGCAUGCUAAGCAGCAGCAACUUAUCAAUAAUCUGAUAAAGUUCCUUGUGUCUGUUGUACGUCCACAUGCCAGUGGAUCAGGAGUUGGAGUGAAACGAUCAUACCCAUUGAUGAUCAACAGCUCUGAUUCUGAUGCCAGUCAAGGUCCUUCUAAGAGUUCCAAGAAAUUAAUGGCAAAGGAGGAAUUUUUUGAUGACACUAACUCCCAGCAUGGUCCUGUGAUUCGAGAUGUCACUGAUCUCCCUGCUUCACCGAAUGGGUCUGCUGCAACAGUAAUUCUCCCUGGAGAUCAGUACUCAAUCCCACAGGCUGCAGUGCCAAUAUCUGUUCCAGCAUCACAACCCAAGUCUCACUGCAAUGAUAGUACUAAACUCCUGAUGAAUUCAGAUCAAGGAAAUUCCAGCCAGUCUUUUCUGAAUAUAAAUUUGGAUGAAACAGAGCUAUCUCCUGAACUGCUUGUCACAGUGGAUCCUUCAGAAAUCUUUGAAUCAGACCCAGUUGCAAAAUCAGGUUCAUCAAACACUGUGGCCAUGUCAAAGACAAAGGAAAAACAGGUAUCGCCCCUAGCUGGAAAGGUCACGAAGAAGAGCAAACGAAUAAGAGGAGAUCCUUCUACUGGUGACACUUCUAACUUGGUUGGUAGUGGUAACAAUUGUACAUUUGAUGCUGAUACCAUUUCUGGAGAUCUCCUUGGUAGAGAGAACUCUCUUAACACUCCUGACUCAACCUUUGUAGAAGGAGGGAAUUCCAGUUUGUCAGUAGCUGUACCUCAGUAUGCCUCUCUUGGAGCAACUACAGGUCAUCAGGCAUCAACCUCCAAGAUGGAUUGGAAUCAUUUCAUGGAAUUGUUGAGCAGUGGGAAUUUUGAUGUUGACUUGGAUCAGUUAUUUGGGUUGAGCUCAGCAAGCGGUCUAAGUGUGCCACAAGGUAGCAGUACUAUUAGUGGCUCUGUCACAGUACGAGAACCACGUACAGCAGCUUCAGAUGCAGUUUCUUUGGGCACUGGCACCAUGUCCCCAACACACUACACAGGAGUGACAACUUACAACCCAUCUCUGUAUGACCUGAUUGAUGAAGUGGAAAGU
Messenger RNA from Darwinula stevensoni, 1566 nucleotides. The record is from the annotation of a GenBank genome assembly. Lineage: Eukaryota; Metazoa; Arthropoda; Ostracoda; Podocopida; Darwinulidae.